This is a messenger RNA of Geodia barretti, 1427 nucleotides long. NCBI's taxonomy places the organism in Eukaryota, Metazoa, Porifera, Demospongiae, Tetractinellida, Geodiidae. The record is from the annotation of a GenBank genome assembly.
AAGCUCCGCGGAGUCGAAAGCCGAAAGCCAAGCCACGAGGCAGUAUCACUCUGAUCAGAACCGACAAUGUUCUCUAUGGGGCUAACGGACAUGCAAAAGAUCGGAUUAGGGCUGGUGGCAUUUGGUCUCGGUUUUCUCUCCCUCGGCGUCGUCCUGUUCUUUGACAAAGGACUGCUGGCCAUGGGAAAUCAUCUGGUCAAGGAAAAAAAGGAAAAGAAAUCCAAGAAGAAGGCUUUAACGACUCCUCCUCUAACAAAGGAAAGAAGGACAGCAGUAAUGGGCGUCGCUGCAGCUACUCGUGUGGUCUGUCUGUCGGUGCUGUGUCUGUGUGUCGGCGUGAGGGGGUUCUACAUCCCUGGAGUGGCGCCCACGGAGUACGAGGAGGGAGACAAGCUGGAGAUUAAGGCAGUAAAGAUGACAAGUAUAAAGACCCAGCUCCCGUACGAGUACUAUUCUCUACCGUUCUGUAAACCAAAGGACGGAGAUGUACAUUACAAGACACUCAACCUUGGUGAAGUGCUCAGAGGUGACAGAAUAGUAAACACCCCAUACCAGCUCUCAGUACUGAAGGAUCAAUACUGUAUGAUACUGUGUGAGACGGAAUUGAACCACAAACAAGUCAAAGCCUUCAGUCAGAGAAUUGACGAGGACUACACUUUACACAUGCUGGCAGACAACCUGCCGGCAGCCACAGUGUUCAAGAACCUAAAGAGUGGAGAGCUGCAGUACGAGGACGGGUUCAAACUCGGGUUCUCCUACACGAGUCACGUCGUCAUUAACAACCACCUCAAGAUCAGGAUCAAGUACCACGCGGUCCCCAAACCAGAUAAGAAUGUCUAUCGUAUUGUGGGAUUCGAGGUGGAGCCUCAGAGCAUCCACAGCAGUGCAGUCUCCAAACAGCCCGACGAUCGCUGUAUCAUCAACAAAGACGACCUGAAAGUCAUGGAACUGAAGAACUCCAAGGAGAAGAGGAAGUUGCCGCUGAUGUUCACCUAUUCUGUGGUGUGGGAAGAGAGACCUGAGCUGGCGUGGGCCUCACGAUGGGACACCUACCUCUCCAUGAGUGAUGUCCAGAUUCACUGGUUUGCCAUCUGCAACUCUGUCGCCAUCGUUCUGUUCCUCUCUGGUAUCCUAGCACUCAUCAUAGUGAGGACUCUGAGAAGAGACAUUGCACGCUACAACAAAGAUGAAGAAGCUGUAAGACUUAUAGUAGCCAACAACACACAAAGUCUAAUGCAACUCCAAUGUAUGGGAAGUCCUUGCAAUAGGAAGUGCUGUAUAUUAAUGCAACAUGUGGCACAAACCAUACAUUGAGGCUGCACAAGACUUUUGUGUCAGCACACAAAGUUGCACUUGCUGAGCUCUUCUUCCUCGUGACUGUUCACCUCAGAUUUCUUGACCUUUCUUACCUCCCUCUCCUCCAUGGA